ACAUCCUCAGGUCGAAGAAAAACAUACACAAAAAAUCCCAUCUCCGCCAAACAUGCAUAUGGCCUCUUCAUCUCCCUUGCCGGUUUCCGUCCCCCCAACUUCUCCUGCACGACGGGUUACUGCCGGUCGCCCUUCCAAUUCCUGCUUCCCAGCGCGACCGACACCUGUCAGUCUUGUGACUUCAAAGAGAUCUACCACAGCGGUUUCCGCUGUGGGCGACGUAUCGUCCGAGGGCACAACGUAUCUGAUCGCUGGCGCUGUUGCUGUAGCGCUUCUCGGAACUGCAUUUCCCAUUCUCUUCUCCCGCAAAGACACAUGCCCAGAAUGCGACGGUGCAGGUUUCGUCAGAAAAUCAGGCGCGACUCUGAGGGCGAAUGCAGCAAGGAAGGACCAGUCUCAGAUCGUGUGCCCUACAUGCAACGGUCUUGGUAAGCUAGGGCAGAUAGAUAAGUAAGACCAAAAUACCCUUCCUUACCAAAACAUCUCACUACAUUUUGGGUUGGAUCUUAAGCUGCAGGAUAAACUGUUGUAAAAUUGUAUUUAUUUAUGCAUUUUUAUGUCUUAACCGUCUACUUUGUGGCCACCAAAUGAAUGGUUAGUUUUAUCCCAUCUUAGAUAAUUUUUUGUUCA
Molecule: messenger RNA, 630 nt
Organism: Magnolia sinica
Lineage: Eukaryota; Viridiplantae; Streptophyta; Magnoliopsida; Magnoliales; Magnoliaceae
Exons: 2
Coding region: 53-454 (133 amino acids)
Cellular component (GO): chloroplast thylakoid membrane
Source: RefSeq, a predicted model, not a curated record